Molecule: messenger RNA, 1028 nt
Organism: Zea mays
Lineage: Eukaryota; Viridiplantae; Streptophyta; Magnoliopsida; Poales; Poaceae
Product: nuclear transport factor 2B
Exons: 2
Coding region: 45-704 (219 amino acids)
Biological process (GO): nucleocytoplasmic transport
Source: RefSeq, a predicted model, not a curated record
UCGUCGUUUCCAGCCCCAAGCUUGUUCAGAAAUCAGAGCCCCAUAUGUGGCGCCACCGCCACGCACCGACGCACGCCCACCACCACAUCCCGAUCUGGGCGUUCGGCCUACGCCAACGCAAAAAAGAGCAAAGCUCCUUCUUUCCAUCUGCACACGAACGCGCGCAACACCGCAGCCGCGCUUACAAAUACCCGCCCCAAGCGAGCGAGGUGCCCGCCUGCCCGGAGCACGACACGAGAACACCACCACCAGGCACCACAACCAACCGACCGAUCGAAGCCGGCAGACAAUCAAUGGACGGCCAGGGCAACAGCGGCAGCGCGGGCGCGGGCGACUGCGACGCGGUGGCGCGGGCCUUCGUGGACUACUACUACCGCACGUUCGACGCCAGCCGCGCCGCGCUGGCCGUGCUCUACGGCCAGACUUCCAUGCUCUCCUUCGAGGGCCACGCCGUCGCAGGCGCCGAGGAGAUCGGCCGGAAGCUGGCGCAGCUGCCCCUGGAGCAAUGCCGGCACGCCGUGUGCACGCUCGACAGCCAGCCCUCGCCGUCUUUCCCCGGCAGCGUCCUGGUGUUCGUCAGCGGCACCCUCCAGCUCGCCGGCGAGGAGCACCAGCUGAGGUUCAGCCAGAUGUUUCAGCUGGUGCCCAACGAGCAGGGGAGUUUCUUCGUGCAGAACGACAUAUUCCGGCUCAACUACGGUUGACGCAGUAGCCGGUGUUCUUCGUGUGGGUGCCGAAAGGAAGGUCACCAUAUGCUUUGAUGUCACAUGGACACGCCUCGUGUUCGUGUAGGAUGCAGUGCAGCAGCCCAAUGUUUACUUUCAGAAAGCGUAGCGUCCUAAAUAAAGUUUCCUAUUAAGAAAAAAAUUGCUUUCGUUUGAGAAUGGCUUACAUUUAGAAGAAAGUACUGUUACAAUCAGCUUAUCUUGUAGCCCAGUUGAUUCGGUUAGGAGUGGAUUUAAGGGGUUUAGGGAGAGAUUAAAUCUCUUUCUAAUCAAAAUUAAAUUUAAUAGAAAUAGAUUCAAUUU